This is a messenger RNA of Fomitopsis serialis, 1531 nucleotides long. RefSeq lists its product as uncharacterized. The record is from RefSeq and is a predicted model, not a curated record. The transcript is spliced from 9 exons. Lineage: Eukaryota; Fungi; Basidiomycota; Agaricomycetes; Polyporales; Fomitopsidaceae. The coding region runs from base 190 to 1170 and encodes 326 amino acids.
CGCGUCCUCGCCACCAGCUCCACCUGCUGAACCUCUCGAUAGACUCUCGCUAGCGAAAGCAGCGGCGCUUGCGGCCAAUCACUACACCUUCCUAUUCCGGAGUCGCUCUCGGAUCGAGAUCGCAGCGACGCAUCCGGCGGCACAGCGGAUUGCUGGUUACGGCCACGCAGCUAACCUCCAAGGCCGCACAUGGCGCGGAUUAACUUCAACGUACUCGAGUCGCUCCCUGUCGAAUUGAUAGCGGACGUCCUGGGCGAGCUCGACCUGUCGUCGCUCGUCACCACCACCUACGAGUACGACCCUGCGCUCCGCCACCUGAGUGUGCGCUCGACGGUUCCGAGGAAUAACUUUGUGGAGAUCCUGAGCAUUGCGCGGGCGAAUUACCUGCUGUUUGAAGCGUCCCUGCCCCAUCUGAAGGACAGUGAGUGGGAGGAAUGCUUCAGGAGGAGGUUCUUGCCCUCGUGGGCGAAAAUCAAGAAGAAGGCGCGACUCAGUCGGCAUGUAUUAGUUCUCUAUCGCGUAUGGCACCGCACAAGCUCGACGUGCACACAUGAUGAGGCUUGGACAGACUACAUUGUUCUCAAUCGGAACGGGACAACUAACCAACUCAACGGUACAUCGCGUGGUUUCGAUCCACUGACCAUCUUCGAACAAAUGAGUUGCCGAUGUCGCAUCUUGGCGAUCGGCGUCCUGAGCAAGCCGCGGACAUCAUUCGGUGUCAACCACCUCGCAAAGGCGCUCUUGCACCCCCCUGGAAUUGACGGCGACGCUGCGACGAAACCAUGUCAUUAUUUACCUCUGCGGACAGGGGCUUACAGCGGAGCUCGGGCAAGCGAAACAUACCGCCGCCUCAGCCACCCGUUACCCGCCCCCUCUUACGAGAAUUAUCCGUUCUUCACGCCGAGCGGCGAAGAUUUGCGCUGGUACAUAGAUGGGGACAUUGAAGAAGGCGGUAUGCAGUGGAUGUGGAGCAUGAUGCUCAUAGCUCAGCUGAUUGGUCAGAACACGAAGCCGCCUUUCGGUGACCCAUCGCUUCUAGAUCUGGAACUAGUGGACGGGAUGAGCAGAAGUCACUACGCGUCCCUGACCUUUGAAGACUUGAAAACCAUCGCGCCCUGGAUUGAGCCCAUGAAGUGGAUAGAAGGGAUCGGGCUCGGACAUGAGGAGUAGAAAGCCGGUCUGGGGGAUGAGCAGGCAACUACCUUAUACUUGGGUAUCGACUUGUAAGCGUAUCUUGUACUUCUACGUCUCGGCUGCUGUAUCUUCGACCGGAAAAGUCUCUUCCACGUGUAUUGAUGCAUGUAUCAGUUCUAGCCACGGCUAUUGCGGUCGCCACUCACGCGGGAGCAGAGUCGGCGGUGAUAGCCCCUUCGCGGUCUUGUAAUGUCAAAGUGCAUCAGUCCGGUGGGGCGCGCCCCUCACGGAUCUCACGAUUUCCAUGCCGUGUGGCAGUUCGCGGCCGCGAGGCUACGUGCCCUCACUGCUGGUUGCCUGUGAUGAAAGUUACCGUAUUGGGGAAAGCCGCUACCCG